Messenger RNA from Hansenula anomala, 2073 nucleotides. It is a transcript of the gene NOP58, whose product is annotated as RNA-processing protein NOP58. Gene Ontology annotation, molecular function: snoRNA binding. The record is from RefSeq and is a predicted model, not a curated record. Gene Ontology annotation, cellular component: small-subunit processome; box C/D methylation guide snoRNP complex. The transcript has a single exon. Bases 335 to 1873 code for a protein of 512 amino acids. Lineage: Eukaryota; Fungi; Ascomycota; Saccharomycetes; Phaffomycetales; Wickerhamomycetaceae.
UAUCUCUAUCUUUGGUAAGACAUUUGUGCAAAAGCACCCAAAAAAGUAAUGAUGAUGAGCUUGAAGCGCGAAAUCACAUGGGUUUACCUGAAAAGGAAGUUACCAUUGCAAUUAGCGAUAUGAAUUACCGUAUCUGGUACUUCGCGAACUUUGUCGUUUUCAUUUUUUUUUUGCAGUUUAAAAAUUUUUAUAGAGAAGGAAAAAAAAAUUUCAAUAUGAUGAAAAUGAAGACUUGAGAAGCCCUUUUCACACAACCUUCAAGCAAAGCCAAAUUAAAGCCUUUUGAAGUUCUUCUGUCUAUAUUUGCUUCUCUUCAUAUAUACACACACCAAAGAUGGCUUUCGUUUUAACAGAAACUGCUGCUGGUUAUGCUUUGUUGAAAGCCUCUGAUAAAAAAAUUUAUAAAUCAUCAAGUUUAAUAACUGAUUUAAAUUCAUCAGAAAAAGUUUUAAACCAAUUUAAAAUCUCUGCUUUUUCAAAAUUCAAUUCAGCUGCUAAUGCAUUGGAAGAAAUUAACUCUGUUAUUGAAGGUAAAGUUUCAUCUCAAUUACAAAAAUUGUUAGAUGAUGCUAAAGCUGAUAAAAAAGCUACUUUAGUUGUUUCUGAUACCAAAUUAGCCAACUCUAUCAAUAAAUUGGGAUUAAACUUCAAUGUUGUUUCAGAUGCUGUUACAUUAGAUUUAUACAGAGCUGUUAGAGAAUAUUUACCAGAUUUAUUACCAGGUUUGACUGAUUCAGAUUUAUCUAAAAUGUCUUUAGGUUUAGCACAUUCUAUUGGUCGUCAUAAAUUAAAAUUUUCUGCUGAUAAAGUUGAUACCAUGAUCAUUCAAGCCAUUGCAUUAUUAGAUGAUUUAGAUAAAGAAUUAAACACUUAUGCCAUGAGAUGUAAAGAAUGGUAUGGAUGGCAUUUCCCUGAAUUAGCAAAAAUCAUUACUGAUUCUGUUGCUUAUGCUAGAAUUAUCUUAACAAUGGGUGUUAGAUCAAAUGCUCAAGAAACUGAUUUAAGUGAAAUUUUACCAGAAGAUGCUGAAGAAAGAGUUAAAACUGCUGCUGAAGUUUCAAUGGGUACUGAAAUUACUGAUAUUGAUUUAUUAAACAUUAAAGCUUUAGCUGAACAAAUUGUUGAAUUUGCUACUUAUAGAGAAAAAUUAUCUGCUUACUUAUCAUCAAGAAUGAAAGCUAUUGCACCAAAUUUAACUGCUUUAGUUGGUGAAUUAGUUGGUGCUAGAUUAAUUGCUCAUUCAGGUUCUUUAGUUUCAUUAGCUAAAGCCCCAGCCUCUACUAUUCAAAUCUUGGGUGCUGAAAAAGCUUUAUUUAGAGCUUUGAAAACUAAACAUGAUACACCAAAAUAUGGUUUAUUAUUCCAUGCUUCAUUAGUUGGUCAAGCUUCAGGUCGUAACAAAGGUAAAAUUGCUAGAGUUUUAGCUGCUAAAGCUGCUGUUGCCUUACGUUAUGAUGCCUUAUCUGAAGAAAGAGAUGAUUCUGGUGAAAUUGGUCUUGAUGUUAGAGCUAAAGUUGAAUCACGUUUAUCUGCUUUAGAAGGUAGAGACUUACGUACAACUUCAAAGAUUUCUCGUGAUAACAAGAAGGUUGAAAUUUCAGAAGCUCGUGCUUAUAAUGCUGAUGCUGAUGCUGUUGAAGCUGCUCCAGUUGCAGCUGAUUCUGAUGAUGAAAGUGAUGAAGAAGAAGAAGAAGAAAAGAAAGAAAAGAAGGACAAAAAGAAGAAGGAAAAGAAAGAAAAGAAAGAUAAAAAACGUAAGAGAGAAGAAGAUUCAGAUGCUGAAGCUUCUCCAAAGAAGGAAAAGAAAUCUAAAAAGGAAAAGAAGGAUAAAAAAGAUAAGAAAGAUAAAAAGGAAAAAAAAUCCAAAAAAUGAAUAACUAAUCAGUGAUUUAAUUUUAAGGGUUAUUUUCGGUAUUUCUUUAAUGAGUGUUCUUUUUUUUCUAUAUAUUGGUUUCAUGUUGUUCUUCUUUUGAUAAUAUUUUUGGCAAAAGAAAGUGUAAAUUAGAGUUUUAUUUUGAUUUUAAUUUUUAUAUAUAAUAUUACUAUAACUAUAUCCAUCUCAAGAGACUGGUU